AUGAGUCAGCAAUCGAGUCUCAGUUCAAAUGUUGGCCAACUAUUGUGUGUUGGCUUUCAAGGAACGUAUGUGACACCGCAGGCGUAUCAUUUAAUUGUUCAGCAUCAUGUAUCUUCAAUGAUCUUAUCAAGGAAGAAUGCGGUGUCAGCAAAACAAAUGACAAAGUUAAUAAGAGACUUGCAAUACAUUGCUUUCAGUCAAGGUAAAUACAAGUAUCCUAUCAUGUUUGCCAUUGAUGAAGAAGGAGGGAUGAUGAAUUCUCUUUUUGAUCCUGAGUUUCUUACCCAAUAUCCUUGUGCAAUGGCAUUAGCUGCCACUGGUGAUACAGAUUUGGUAUAUGAGAUCCUGAAAGCCAUAGGUAAAGAAUUGAAAAAGAUAGGGUUUCUGAUAAUAUUGGGACCUGUGCUUGAUGUUGUGACUAAGUUAUCCCAUCAAUUAGUUGGUGUAAGAAGUUUUGGUACUACGAUUGAAGAUGUUACUAAAUAUGGUCUUGCUUGUGCUAAGGGUCUUCAAGAUGGUGGAUUGUUUACCGUGGGGAAACAUUUCCCCGGUAUUGGUAAUGCAACUGUGGAUUCAUUAUUAGAAUUGCCCAUGAUUAGUGAUUCAUUAGAUCAAGUCAAACAUUUUGGUAGUUUACCAUUUGCAAAAUUAAUAGAAGAGAAGCGUGUUGAUGGAAUAAGUGCUGCUGGUUGUGCAGUUCCAACAAUCAGUCCAGAUGAAACACAUGCUUGUUUGUCUCCUGUUGUAAUCAAUCAAUUGCUAAGACAAGAUUUGAAAUUUGAUGGUUUUGUGAUUAGUGAAUGUUUGGAAAUGGACGCUUUAUAUCAUUCCAUUGGUUUAGGACAAGGUGUUAUUUUGGCUAUAUCAGCAGGAUGUGAUCUUGUUAUGGUAUGUCAUGAUUUAGCAUUACAGAAUGAGGCAGUAGAUUCAUUAGAAAAGGCAAUCGCUAAUGGUAAUCUUGAUGAAGAGAUUAUUAUGACAAGUCUCAAUAGAAUUGAAAAAUUACAAAAGAGAUUACCAAAGUGGUCAGCAUUAUUUCCAAGAGGUGAAGCCUCAGCUAAAGAAGAUGAAAUUAAAUUAUUUAAAUAUGAAUUCCCUGAAGAAUGGGAGAAACAUCAAGCCUUGUCUAGAAAGGCAUAUCAAAAAUCAAUAACUUUAAUUCGUGAUUUUGAUAGUACAUUACCUAUAUCAAAGUUUUUAAAUGUUUCAACAAGAGAGCAAUCAGUUGAUAAUAUUUUAUUAUUAACUCCUUUAUUGAAUCCAGUCUAUCCAAAUUUGAAUUCAUCUAAAAAGGAUAAAAAUCCUCAACUUUAUACUGGAGAAGAAGUUUUCCAAAAAUUUGGUGACAUAUUAGCCAAUCAUCCAAUUUCAAAGACAAAACCAUAUAAUGUAUUACAUACUACGUAUACCGCAAACGGAUUAACUGCUUUACAUGAAUCAUUAAUUGAAAACUCCAAAGUUGUUAUUGUUUUGACUUCAGAAGCUUCUAGAAAUAUGUACCAAGUUGGUAUAGUGAAGUAUGUUUCAAUAUUAUGCGGUGCUAAUCCCUCCUCAUUAAAUGCAACUUCGGCUAAUUCAACGAAUACUGCUCUUUCAGGGUUAACGAAACCAUUGAUUAUAGUUGCAACACUGUCACCAUAUGAUUUCUUUUACAACAAGACUAUUGGAAGUGCAUAUUUAUGUUGUUACGAUUAUACCAACCGAGCUUUAGAGAGUGUAGCCAAUGUUCUCAUGGGUGAUUUUGAAGCUGAAGGAUGUAUUCCUGGUGAGAAGAAAUUCAUAACUAAAGCUAAAAAGAGAAAAUCUGAUGGAUCCAAAGUAAUACUUUCUAAAAAACAAAGAAAUGCAGUACCCAGAAGAAGAUGGUUAGUUGAUGAAUUUGAUUUAAAUCGAGAUUGGACUGGAUUUGUUAAGCUUUGGAAAAAUAAUACUAAUGAUGGAGAUAUUAUUCCUACCAUUGAUAAUGGUAAGAUCGAUACUCAAAAAGCAGGAUUUUAUAAACGAUUAUAUGGAUUAUUAGGAUCAACUGCCAAGACUCAAAAACAUUUUGUGGUUAGAAAUUCUUCAUUAAAUAUAUUAUAUGGGAUUAUUUUAACAUGGGUUGAAGAUUCACAUCCAUUUGAUCGAGAUAUAUCAGAAGAAGCUCCUACCAAGGGUUCUAUAUUAUUUUUAUUAGUUGAUAAAUCAAAAAGACUUCAAAGUAUAGGGAAGAAUUUACAUGCACGAGCCAUUAGAUAUUUAAUUAAAGAAAAGAAAUGUUCAUCAUUAUCACUUGGAAGUUCAUUUCCAUUAUUAGCAUUUCCUGAAACAUCCAAUUUACAAAGUCAACCUAAUAAUAAUAAAGUUAUUUCAUUUAUGCAUAGUGUGGGAUGGGAUAUUAAUAGUGAUAAAUUUCGGAAAAAAUAUAUUAUGGUAUUAGAUGAUUUAGAGAAAUGGCUGGUACCUAAGAAGAUUUUUCGAGAAUUAAUGAUUGUGGGGGUAAGAUUUGAUAUUUGCAGUGAUCCUGAAAAAUUGAUUAAAUUAAUUGAAAGAUCAACUAAAGCUGAUCAAUCUGAUAAUAGUAAUAAUAUAAAGAAUUUAUAUGUGGAAGCGGUGAAACAUUUGGGUAAUACUUCACCUCAUGGUACCAAGAUUAUAAUUGCUUUAGAACCUACCAAUCAAAGUGUUAUUGGAAGUAUUGUAUUAUUUACCAAUAAAUCUCAACUUUCUAAAUUUUUCCCAUUUGUUGAUGAAUGUAUAAUACCGGAAAAUGGUAAGAAUAAUGAUAGUUCAGCCAUUGAUGAUGGGAAUGUACCAUUAAUUGGAGGUAUUAUUGGACCUGUGAUUGAUCCCCUGUAUUCUAAUUUAACUGAGAUUUUCAAGUAUGGAUUAAUUUGUAGUGGAAUUACAUUUUUAAAGUCGAGUUUGAAUGAUGGAGAGGUUCAAGUUAAUCAAUGUGUGCUGGUAGAUGUUAAUGACGAUAAGAGUUUGAAUGGGAUCAAAGAAAUUGGAUUUCGGGAAUGGAAAUACUAUUAUGAUUUUUAUGAUCAAAAAGAUGAUGCAGAGCAUACAUUUUUAGAUUAA
This is a messenger RNA of Scheffersomyces coipomensis, 3063 nucleotides long. RefSeq names its product Ngs1p (gene NGS1). The transcript has a single exon. The record is from RefSeq and is a predicted model, not a curated record. Gene Ontology annotation, molecular function: hydrolase activity, hydrolyzing O-glycosyl compounds. The coding region runs from base 1 to 3063 and encodes 1020 amino acids. Gene Ontology annotation, biological process: peptidoglycan turnover; carbohydrate metabolic process. Lineage: Eukaryota; Fungi; Ascomycota; Pichiomycetes; Serinales; Debaryomycetaceae.